AUGGCCACUCAAAAAAAACUCAGUCAUCCUAUGCUCGGUCGUAGCAUUUCCGACAUCUUCGAGCAGCUUGAGCAAAAAAUCAAUCCUGGCUCUACUUACGGUCAACUCUUUUACUCAACUUCAGUCGCUUUCACUGACCCUCAGACUCAACAGGAAAAGAAUAUUCUUGUUAAACUCUGUGGAUAUGGCUCUGCUAUCACUGCACUGAUUGAAAACCAUGUAUAUUUGGUUUCAGGAAAAUUUAUUCCCCGGAACAUCAAGACUACCCCCGUCUUCCAUUAUGAUUCUGAUACAAUCAUCAAUCUCGGUGAGACUGCGCAGUUCUCACAAUCGAUGUGUGACAAACCCUCCGUACUUGGUCUUGAUGUAGUAGUUUCCAAAAAGGAGGUCAUUGACAGUGACGGAGAUUGUGCUUCAAAAACUCUACACGUCAUUUUGCAACAUACACACUAUGAUCCCGUGACCAAAUCCCAAGUCCAGUUCAAAUCUCUAUAUCACGUUGGGGGCCGCAAAAAUUUUGCCAACACUUUUGGACUGUUCCAACUUGGCAGAGAAGUACUGAUUUCUGGCAACAUUGUUGGCUAUUCUGAAGACCAAUUCAUGUGGAUUGUUAAUGCUAUUUCAAUAUCAAUUACUUCAGGCUCACAGUCAACUACUACACAAAGUUCUCGCUCAACUCAAAAGCCUGAGUUGGUUUCUCGUCGGCCAGGUUUAAUCUCAAUUGAGGAUCAACCAGAACCCGCUCACAUUGAACCGCAGACUCAGUCCAUUCCUAAUCCUGGACUGCUCACUCCUCCAAAUACCGUCUCUCAAGAGGCGGAAGUACAAUCUAAUACACCAGAUGCCCCAGAAUCUGGCAACUAUUACGAUAGCAUUGUUUCAACUAGCGGCAAGAAAAGAACUAAAAAAGAAAUUCUAGCUGACGCGAAGCGCGCAAAGAAAAACCUCAGCACAGCUACUCCGUAUGUUGGUUAUUAA
Molecule: messenger RNA, 978 nt
Organism: Puccinia graminis f. sp. tritici CRL 75-36-700-3
Lineage: Eukaryota; Fungi; Basidiomycota; Pucciniomycetes; Pucciniales; Pucciniaceae
Exons: 6
Coding region: 1-978 (325 amino acids)
Source: RefSeq, a predicted model, not a curated record